Molecule: messenger RNA, 1224 nt
Organism: Spea bombifrons (plains spadefoot toad)
Lineage: Eukaryota; Metazoa; Chordata; Amphibia; Anura; Pelobatidae
Gene: LDLRAP1
Product: low density lipoprotein receptor adaptor protein 1
Exons: 9
Coding region: 126-1052 (308 amino acids)
Cellular component (GO): early endosome
Source: RefSeq, a predicted model, not a curated record
UCAUUCAUCGACAUCCCUGCCAGGGAGGGGGUGGGAAAAGCGAGAGAAGAGAAAAGUUUGUAGAAGUCGGAAAGUUAGCGGCAAGUUGUCUGAUUGCCUGGCGGUGGGUUCUGUCCGGCAGUAGGAUGGAUGCGCUAAAGUCUGCCGGGAGGGCGAUAAUCCGCAGCCCUAGUCUCGCCAAGCAGACCUGGGGAGGAGGAAAACACAAGAAACUACCAGAAAAUUGGACAGAUACCAGGGAAACAUUAUUGGAAGGAAUGCUGUUUCAUCUCAAAUACUUGGGCAUGACCUUGGUGGAGCAGCCAAAAGGAGAAGAGUUAUCUGCAGCUGCAGUGAAAAGAAUAGUAGCAACAGCCAAAGCAAGUGGCAAGAAACUGCAGAAAGUCAUUCUGAAAGUGUCCCCUAGAGGAAUUAUUCUUUAUGACAGCGGAAGUAACCAGUUGAUUGAAAAUGUGUCAAUAUAUAGGAUAUCAUACUGUGCCGCUGAUAAACUUCAUGAUAAGGUGUUUGCCUACAUUGCUCAGAGUCAACAGAAUGAAACUCUGGAAUGUCAUGCGUUUCUUUGUACAAAGCGGAAAAUGGCCCAAGCUGUCACUCUAACAGUGGCGCAAGCCUUCAAAGUUGCGUUUGAGUUUUGGCAAGUAUCUAGAGACAGUAAAGAGAAGAGGGAAAAGUCUGGUUCGGAUGGUGAGGGGACAAGCAGUUCACAGUCUGAAAGCUCAUCUAGCGUCACAAGUCUAAAAGGGGCUACGAGUAAUCUGCUAGAGUUAGAUGAGAGCGCCAAAACGUUGGAUAUGUUAAAUGCCAGCGACAAUCAUUUUGAAGAACUGUUCAGACAAAAUGCUGCCACAGAAAACAACAACAUUGUAUGGGAACUGGAUGAUGGCUUGGAUGAAGCAUUUUCAAGGCUUGCAGAAUCCAGAACUAAUCCUCAAGUUCUAGACAUUGGACUGACUGCAAAUGACCUUCACGGUGAAGAAUGCCUGUCUCCUUCCAACUGGGACAAAAUGGAAUUGAGUCCUGCAGAUGGAGAUGAACUUUUUAUGUUCUGACUUUGAACCUCACUGCCAGUUUUCUGUGCAAUAGUCCAACAAAAGGAUUUCUUUGUUUUUUUCACAAACAAAUCAAACCACUGAAAUAGACUGUAUAACCAAAGCUUUAUCUUGCAUCUACUUUUCCACAGCUUCAUGAAAAUGACCAAUGAAAACUAUCUAAAUCUAGUAA